UAUAAAUUGCCGAAAUUCGGCAAACGUUGUCAAAUUCAUUUUAGUACUCGCUGUGUUGGAGGAUCAAAAGAAAUCUCAAGAUGUUUCGGGAAAUUGCUUUGAUUUUCUGCGUAUACUUCUUCACAUUAACCCCAUAUGCUGCUAUUGCUAUGACUGACGAGCAAAAAGCGAUGAUUCACAGUCAUUUCGAGAAGAUGGGAAUUGAAUGCAUUAAGGACAAUACGAUCUCCGAGGAGGACAUCAAAAACCUGAGAUCCAAGCAGGUCCCUACAGGAGAGAAUGCCCCUUGCUUCUUGGCGUGUGUUAUGAGGAAAACUGGCAUGAUGGACGAUAAAGGAAUGGUGGAGAAGGAAACAGCUCUGGAAUUAGCAAAGAAAGUUUUCAAUGAUGAAGACGAACUGAAAAUGAUUGGUGAUUAUCUUCACUCCUGCUCGCACGUGAAUACGGAAGCUGUCAGUGACGGUGAGAAGGGCUGUGAACGAGCCAUCAUGUCCUUCAAGUGUAUGCUUGAAAACGCUUCCCAAUUCGGAUUUGAAGUGUAAAUAAAGAAUGUUAUCAAGAUGUUCGGAGACAACGAAGACAAAUGGCUAAAAAAUUUUGGAAUACCGUUUCUGUAUAAAUAUUUACUUUCUAAUUUUAAUGGAAUAAAAUUCUCUCAAACAACAA
Molecule: messenger RNA, 666 nt
Organism: Plodia interpunctella (Indianmeal moth)
Lineage: Eukaryota; Metazoa; Arthropoda; Insecta; Lepidoptera; Pyralidae
Exons: 5
Coding region: 81-542 (153 amino acids)
Molecular function (GO): odorant binding
Source: RefSeq, a predicted model, not a curated record